GCGGGUGGGCGAGGGCUUGGCUGGAGGGAGGCCUCCGACGCUGCACGAUCAGCCGCUCUGCCCCGGCCUUCCGCCCCGGCGGUCGCCCCGGAACUGUGCGCUCUGAGACGUUUCUUGAUGGUCGCCUACUUCCCAGCAUGGACGGUGGAAAAGUUGGUUCGGGCUGAACGUGCUCCCUGAGAGCCGCGGCGGGGUCAGAUCAGCCCGCUUCCGGCGUCAGGUGUCGGUGUAGCUCGUCACCCGAGCAGAGACUGUGAAAAUGCUGAGGAGAAAAGUGCCCCUCAGAUGAGCGUGGUCGGCGACCAGUCUCUCCCGAAGGCGAUGGCAGGGACCCAAACAAGCAGGGUUUGGUGGCUGGCUGCAAACUGAGGGCUGCCAGGCGGGAUGGACCCCUGUGGAGACCCGGCAGUCGGCGGCGACUGUCCCCACAACAGGGGACAGGAGGGUCCACUGCUGGGCACUUUCGUGGACAGCAGCCACAGUGAACAUGAAGACAGAAACAGAAUAUCUGAAGAACUUAUAAUGAUUGUCCAAGAAAUGAAAAAGUAUUUUCCAGCCGAGAGACACACUAAACCCAGCACCCUAGAUGCCCUUAACUAUGCUGUUCGCUGUGUGCAUAGCGUGCAAGCAAACAGAGACUUCUUCUCAAAUCUCAGUCCACACGGAGCACCUCAGACAGACGUGUCUGCGCACGGUCUUGAGGAGCUGGCCGGUCUCACUUCUGAACAUGCUUCCAAGAACACAGAUACCUUUGUGGCAGUGUUUUCCCUUGUGUCUGGACGGCUAGUGCACAUUUCGGAGCAGGCUGCUUCCAUCCUGAACUCUAAGAAAGAUUUCUUGACGUCCUCGCGCUUUGUCGACCUGCUUGCCCCUCAAGACGUGAGGGUGUUCUACACACACACUAUUCAGAGUCAGCUUCCUUUCUGGAGCAACCGGACCCAAAGAGCUUCACAAUAUGGAUAUGCAUCAGUGAAAUCCUUCUUCUGCAGAAUCUGUGGAGGUGGAGACAGAGCACAAAAGAAGCAUUACUCUCCGUUCUGGAUCCUCCCCUAUUUGGUUCACGUACAUAGCUCUGCCCAGCCAGAACCAGAGCCUUGCUGUCUAGCACUGGCUGAGAAGAUUCACUCUGGUUAUGAAGCUCCUCGAAUCCCUGUAAAUAAAAGAAUUUUUACUACAACACACACCCCAGGAUGUGUGUUUCUUGAAGUAGAUGAAAGGGCUGUGCCUUUGCUGGGUUACCUACCUCAGGAUCUGAUUGGAACAUCCAUCUUAACAUAUGUGCACCCUGAAGAUCGGCCUCUGAUGGUUGCCAUACACCAAAAAGUUUUAAAGUAUGUUGGCCAUCCUCCAUUUGAGCACUUGCCCAUCAGAUUCUGCACUCAGAAUGGAGAUUAUGUCAUUCUGGAUACCAGCUGGUCCAGCUUUGUGAACCCCUGGAGCCGGAAGGUUUCCUUCAUCAUUGGUCGGCAUAAAGUUCGAACGAGCCCAUUAAAUGAGGAUGUUUUUGCUACCAAAAUAAAAAAGGCCCCUAAUAACGACAAAGACAUAGCAGAUUUGCAAGAACAGAUUCACAGACUUCUUCUGCAGCCCAUUCAUGCCAGUGCUUCCAGUGGUUACGGGAGCCUGGGCAGCAGCGGUUCACAGGAGCAGCACGUCAGCAUCCCCUCUUCCAGUGAGUCAAGUGGACACUGUGUGGAGGAAGCACAGAAGGAGCAGAUGACCUUGCAGCAGGUCUAUACCUGUGUAAACAAAAUUAAGAAUGUGGGUCAACAGCUGUACCUUGAGUCAAUGGCCAGAUCAGUCAAGCCAGUGAUGGACAUGUGCGUGGAGCUGCAGGGUGGUGAUGAGCAGAAGGACUUUUCUUCCUCUCAGACACUGAGAAAUAAAAGCAUGGAUACUGGCUCUUGUGAUGACCCGAGGCGAGAAGAGCACAGCUCAUCCUACCAGCAGAUGAGCUGUAUCGACAGUGUCAUCAGGUACCUGACAAGCUACAGUCUCCCGGCCUUGAAAAGAAAGUGCAUAUCCUGCACAAACACGUCUUCAUCCUCAGAAGAAGCCAAGCAAAACCACGAUGUGGACUGCAGCACAGCACUGCGAGAGACUGAACAGAUCCUGAACAAACCUCAAAAAGAAAUGCCAACAACUGGACCGUCUACAGAUGCUGAAGGAGGUGCUGCGUGCUCCCUGUCCCCUGCUGCACUAAGCACGGGGUCUGGCAGAAGCCAGUGCAGCUGCAGCGGCACCACUGUCCAUGUCCCGCCCCUACACUCAGCAGAGGGUGUUGCCUUAGCAUGUAAGCCCUGGACCCUGAGAACACAGCCAUCGGCCCUGACUGCGGAAGAACUUGAGCACAUGGGGCUCACAACAGCUGUCCUCUCCGCACACACGCAGAAGGAAGAACAGAGCUAUGUUGACAGGUUCCAGGAAAGGAUCCUGACCUCACCCUACAGCUGCUAUCUGCAGAAAAAGAGCAAAAGCAAUGCUAAGUACUCCUGUGUUCAAGGCUCUCCUAAGCAGACCAGAUGUGCUGGAAGUGGGAGACGGAAGCACAAACGGAAGAAGUUGCCAGUGCCUUUGGACACCAGCAGCUCCAGUGCUGACUUUUGUUCCCAUGUCAGAGGACUCCUUCCCAGUGUACAGCCCUGGAGCCCUUCUGUUGUCUCCUCCCCCCACGCCUCCAGCCUAGCUUUCCCAUCAGCCCUGGUAGCUCCCAACCAGGACCCCUGUCUCCUUUCGUCUUUUCCUCUCGAAGUUGCCUCUCUGGGAGUAGGGAGCUCUGCAGGCUGGGCAGCUGCAGCUGAAUGCCCACCUCUGCCCGCUGGCCCGCAGCCUAUUUCAGCUUUCCCCUCUGCUUACUUGGACUCGUUCAUGACCAUCUUCCUGCCCAGCCCCCCAAUCUUCCCUCUGUGGUCAGCAUCAUUCUCCCCAUAUGCAUUCCUGGGGGCUGCAGGUUCUUCUGAAAUGACACCCUUAGUACCAGCAAUGGCUCCACACCUGGAACCAACUUCUUCAGACCACAGCCAUGGGAGAAUGGAGGAAGGCUGGGAGACACACGGCGAAGAGCAUCCAUUUAUUAGUUCAAGGAGCAGUUCACCUUUACAGUUAAAUUUACUCCAGGAAGAAACGCCUGCCCCAUCUGAAUCUCCAGAUCCAGUGAGAAGAGCUGCUGGCCCAGAAGUUGAGUGUGUAAGUGGUGCCGUCAGAAGUGUACACUUCAGUAGCAGUGACUAUUCUGGAAUUUCUGAAAACGGACAGAGGUCCCAGAAUAGACAAAGAAAUGAAGCCUUGCCCGGGGUGGCCGAAGAGUCUAUCUGGAGAAUGAUAGAACAAACACCAGAACGUGUUCUCAUGACAUACCAGCUGCCCGAGAGGAGAAGAGAAGAGGUGCUGAGGGGAGACCUGGCAAAGCUCAGCAGCAUGCAACAGCAGCAGCCCCAAUUCACUCCUGCACAGAAGGAGGAACUGGCCAAGGUGUGCUCCUGGAUCCACAGCCAGACUGCCCCUCAAGAAGGACACGUCCAGAAUUGUGUCGCCUGUGAAGACAGAGGUUCAGUUGGUGACACUGGAGAGGCCUGUGAACAUCAGGCAUCAGAAGACACCAGUUGAGCAACUGUUCACACUUUCUCCAGGUCUUGUGGGACACAAAGAUAUCUGUAUUACUUCACUAAACUCUUAAAUGACAAAGUCAUCAACAUUAAGAUUUUCCCCUUGCUUUUGUUUUGUUUAGGGUAGCACUGGGAAUCAAACGCAGGGCCUCCUUGCACACGCUAGUCUGGCGCUCUCCGCUGCUGACCUGUAUCCCAGCCCUCCCUUCUCGGUUUUUAAUAGGUGACGUUUUCCCAAUCUCUGACCUAGCCAUCUUCUUGAAGGCACCAGAUUGCCUCUGAGGAGGUAUGUGUCUGAGAAGAUUUGAUUUCAGAAGUCACUCUGAAUAAGUUCCAAGCCUUAGUCCUGUUUGUUUUGUUCUGUUGCUGCAAAGGCAUUUUCCCAUUGGAAUACUUGAAUUCUGUCUGUAGGCUGUGUAGUUCACAUGAUGUUUUCCAUGAAUUUAACAUAUUGAUCUAGGCUUUGUACAGCGUGGUGCUUCCCUUCAUGGUUAUGAUAAGACAUUCCACCUUUCUCACAGAACAUUAGAGUGCAUUGUUCCCUAGGAAGUGCAGGAGUCAUGGGUUUGGUUGUUUGUCCCCAUUCUUGUCCAUGCACUUCCUGUUGAUGUCAGCCUCUCAUGGAAACUCCUUUUGUAAGGUCUGACUGCUUGAACAGGGCUUACUCUGGAGAGUUGAAAUCAAGCCUUGCAUGUUAAAAGAGCUGCUUACUCAGCCAAUCGUAUUUUUUAAAGGUUUUUUUUUUUGUUGUUGUUAUAAAAUAAAUGUGAAAAGUUUUUAAAAUCAUGUUACUGUUAUUCUGGAGAUAUAUGUGCUUAAAUGCUCAGUCUAACAGUUAACUUCUUCUUUUUUGCUGAAUUUACACAAAGAGGCCUUCAUGCCGACCAGAGGCCAGAUUGUCAUUGCCUUUCCUUUGCCCUUGAACAGGGUUUGGGGCCUGCAGAGUGAGAAACUACACUUAGGGGAACUCAGUGGCCCCAGCCUUCGGGAUUGCAGCUCUGUCUCGGGAGUGAGCAUGACUGUUUACCUGUUUGUCUGCUCACUGCCCAGUGCUCUAGACUAGAGACACCCAAGAUUCCUUCUUCAGCUUCCAGUGACUGUGGAAUCCACCCCGUGCAGCUCAGAGGAAGGAGCUGGCAGGAAAGGCCGUCUGCAGUCUCCUCUCAUGCGCAGUACUUCCAGAAAUCUAACAUAGUUUUUCUGUUUUGUUGCUUUGCUUUGGUUCAAGAAAAUACUAUUUUCUCUGACAGUUUUUAGCUGUUGAUAAAUGUCCUGUCAUUCUGAUCAGGAGAAGGUCAUGAUGACUGCUGGCCCAGUGCUCCAACUCUGUGGCUUAGACUUCUUUUAUAAAAUAAUGGUUUUUCAGGAUGGCAGUCCUAUCAGAAGGUGUCAAAAACAUUCUCAAGUGCUGCCUACGACAUUCUUAGAAUUUUCUGGUAUUGCAUAGUUCCACCAAAGGUUCCUGCUGUGUGGAUCGAGACUUCUCAUAGAUGGGGAUGUCAGAGCCUGCGUUGGUCAUGCUGGCCUUCUCCAGUGAAGGGUUGUGAUAUUUGGAGCUACUGGGACCAUUCUGCAUCCAUGCACACGUACAUUAGACCUGAUGUUCUCUGGUAGGAUGGGCCCUUUCCUGUUGGUUCUGAGUACUUGUUUCAUCUACAGCUCCUUAUUUCUUUGCCUUAGUCACCUCUUACGGAGUAUGUAUUAUCCAGGCUUGAUUUGAAACUGGUGCUUGUAGUCUGGAAAGCCCUUAACCAAGUCUCCCCUCUGCUAGCAUUGCUGUCAGUGCACUCAGAAUCCCUGCUGCUGGGGUGGGGCCAGCAGAGCUUGCUUCCCCCCAUGGGGGCUAUACCCAGUGGAAACCGUUGUUCAAGCUUACUGACUUUUGUAGUAUUAAUAACUAUAGAGUUGGUAACAAAAGUAUGUAUUGCAGACUUCAAUGUUUACAUAACUCUUUCCCCCAAAGCUUUCUUUUCUUGGGUCAUAGGUCCAAAUUUAAGAAAACAAGAUGUUGUGUGAAUGGAUUAAAUGAAACAUCAUUGUAAUUUCACAAGGUGGUAAAUUUUAAUCAAAUUAGCAGUUUGUUUAUAAUUAUUAUGGAUUUGCUUGUACUUUAAUGGUUAUUAAUCUUUCCAUUGUUUAUCUUUUUUGAGU
Microtus ochrogaster (prairie vole) is the source of this 5756-nucleotide messenger RNA. RefSeq names its product period circadian regulator 3 (gene Per3). NCBI's taxonomy places the organism in Eukaryota, Metazoa, Chordata, Mammalia, Rodentia, Cricetidae. Gene Ontology annotation, molecular function: transcription cis-regulatory region binding; transcription corepressor binding. Bases 385 to 3606 code for a protein of 1073 amino acids. Gene Ontology annotation, cellular component: cytoplasm; nucleus. Gene Ontology annotation, biological process: negative regulation of transcription by RNA polymerase II; circadian regulation of gene expression; entrainment of circadian clock by photoperiod. The record is from RefSeq and is a predicted model, not a curated record. The transcript is spliced from 20 exons.